Periconia digitata is the source of this 408-nucleotide messenger RNA. The record is from the annotation of a GenBank genome assembly. Lineage: Eukaryota; Fungi; Ascomycota; Dothideomycetes; Pleosporales; Periconiaceae.
UUCGUAGUCUCCAACAUGUCGCCGUGUAAUCGUGCACUGAUGUUUCCUUUGUGUACCAGCUGACGCGAAGUGUUUGGGGGGGCGUUGGGCGAGGUAAGCCGCACGCACACACAUAAACACCCACAUGCUUCCGUCCCUUGUCCCUCGCUUUCGCCGUUCACUGUCCGUUUAUUCCCAUGAGCCAGGCGGCUUGUUCCCGCUUGCGAUCCAUCCAACCCUCCCAUACUUGAGCGUAGCCGCAAAAGCCCUUCAGUCGCAUCAUCGAAGCGCCCCUUGCCGUCAAGCGUCCAAGCCAUCUCGUGGCCCUGUCGCUUUGAAGCGUGGCAGCCUGGGGCGAUCAGCCCGAGCUUGUCCUCGCAGAUCGUGAUCGUGAUCGCGAAAAACGCCUCCGCGGAACCACAGCGCACC